This is a messenger RNA of Aspergillus japonicus CBS 114.51, 639 nucleotides long. Its product is annotated as nuclear transport factor 2 family protein. The transcript has a single exon. The record is from RefSeq and is a predicted model, not a curated record. NCBI's taxonomy places the organism in Eukaryota, Fungi, Ascomycota, Eurotiomycetes, Eurotiales, Aspergillaceae. The coding region runs from base 79 to 573 and encodes 164 amino acids.
ACGUGAGGGUAGGAUAACUCUUGACGCAGAUCUACUUUGCCAUUGAUACUCUCCCGGGUCACACUUUCAGACUGAAUCAUGGCAUCUCUAUCGCUAAGACAGUUCCUCGAGUAUAUCCGAGCCUUCAAUGCUAAAGUCUACCAGAAACAGCACUCCUUCUACCAUCCAGAUGUCCGUCUUGUCAUUCCCGACCCGGAGGUGGGAACCCUCGUGGGGUCCGCAGGCAUCAUGAAUCACUAUGCUGUACUUCAUGCCACUGCGGAGGAGACUGUCGUUCCCAUGCUGGUUAUGAUUGACCAAGGGCACAUUUUCUUCGUGAUGGAGACAUAUUUCCGCUACGUCCAGGCCACAGACCAUGCUGUCCACGGCCACAAGGCACAAGCCGGAGACGUGAUCAAAGUCACCGUGUGGGCACUGUACGACAUGGACGGUGGAAAGAUGAAGCAUAUAACUUGCAACGGGUUCAAUCAUGAGUUUCUUGGCAAGGUGGAUGUGAAUCAGCGGAUCCACGAGAGCUGGAGUCGAGCAGACAGUACGGUCAAGCGUUGCUGGGGUUCUGCUUCGCUGCUCUAGAAAGUAUCCGUACCCGGACUAACUGAUGGGACAUGAUAAUUUCAUAUAUCAUCCAUCCUCAUAUUG